Brugia malayi is the source of this 1632-nucleotide messenger RNA. RefSeq lists its product as uncharacterized. Gene Ontology annotation, molecular function: magnesium ion binding; phosphoacetylglucosamine mutase activity. The record is from RefSeq and is a predicted model, not a curated record. The coding region runs from base 1 to 1632 and encodes 543 amino acids. NCBI's taxonomy places the organism in Eukaryota, Metazoa, Nematoda, Chromadorea, Rhabditida, Onchocercidae. The transcript is spliced from 11 exons. Gene Ontology annotation, biological process: carbohydrate metabolic process; UDP-N-acetylglucosamine biosynthetic process.
AUGGCUGAAAUAAUUAUUCCAGAAAUAUAUACUCGAGAAAGUAAUACUGACCAUAAUGGGCGAAAAGUGCCAGUUUCUCUCACAAAAAAGUUUAGUUAUGGCACAGCCGGUUUUCGAGCUAAUGCUACUUAUCUGCCUUUUAUUGUAUUUCGUGUUGGAUAUCUAGCUGGUAUCCGUGCCAGGUAUUUAAAUCAAACUAUAGGUGUAAUGAUAACAGCAUCACACAAUCCGAUGGAAGAUAAUGGUGUCAAAAUAGUCGAUCCAAUGGGAGGCAUGCUAGAUGCCGCAUGGGAAAACUAUGCAGAUUUGAUUGUUAAUGCCAGUGACAGUGAAUUUCUGCGAAAGUCACAAGAAUUUCUACGACAGUUCAGUGGAAGAGUCGUUGAAAAUGCUACUGUUUUUACAGCUAUCGAUACGCGUCCAAGUUCAAAAUAUAUAGAAGAAGCUGCACUCUGCGGAGCGCAGUGUGCCAGAGUUGGUGGUCGAAGACUGGGUCUACUGACAACUCCUCAAUUGCACUAUAUUGUUCGCUGCCAAAAUGAUUCUUCAUAUGGUGUUCCUACGGAGGCUGGAUAUUAUGCAAAAGUUCAGAAUGCUCUCGCUGGUUUGAAUUUCGUUACACGAUGUGGAAAAGCAUAUAUUCCAACGCUACAUUUGGAUUGUGCAAAUGGUAUUGGUGCUCAGAAGUUUCCCCUGAUGUGUAUAAGUUGGUCUGUCUUGGUUGUCAAUUUGAUGAACGAUCAAAAAACACAACUCAAUGAUAAGUGUGGGGCAGACUAUGUUAAAAUAGAAAAGAAAUUUCCGCGCAAUUUCGACAAAAUACAAGCUUUUGAACGCUGUGCGGCUUUUGAUGGUGAUGCAGACCGUCUUGUUUAUUUUUAUCGUGAUGCUUCGAAUGAAUUUGUUUUAAUUGAUGGUGAUAAAAUAGCAGCUCUUUUCGCGAAAUAUAUUACAGAGCAGGUUACUGGUGCGGGACUCAGUGAUGUAUUUAUGGUAUCAGUAAUACAAACGGGUUAUGCAAAUGGUAACUCCACCAAAUUCCUCAGAGACAAAAUGGGUGUUCACGUAUGUUGUGUUGCAACAGGAAUUAAAAACUUACAAAAAGAAGCGGUGAAGUAUGACAUUGCGGUAUAUUUCGAGGCAAAUGGACAUGGGACUGUAUAUUUUAGCCCUCGAUUCUAUGAUAUUUUAAGGACAGUAAUCACUCAUAAAGAUGAAGUUGAUCAGACAAUUCAAAUCAAAAGGCUACUUUAUUUCUCCAAACUAUUAAAUACAGUGGUGGGUGAUGCAAUGACCGACUUGCUCGCUGUUGAAAUGAUUUUAAAACAUUAUGAUUGGACGGUAGAGAACUGGAAUAACAUGUAUAAAGAAUUACCCAAUGUGCAAAGAAAACUAAGGGCAAUAAAUCGAUCGGUGUUUCAAAUGAGUGCUGAUGAAACAACGUGUGUGAAGCCACGAAAACUACAGGGGGCGAUAAAUACCAUCGUCUCAAAAUACACUGAUGGGCGCUCAUUUGUCCGUCCGUCCGGUACCGAAGAUGUGGUCCGUAUCUAUGCUGAAGCAGCGACGGAGCACGACGCGGAAGCAAUUGCUAAUGAAGUAGAAGUUGUAGUUGCGACGUAUUGUGUGUGA